Molecule: messenger RNA, 906 nt
Organism: Echinops telfairi (small Madagascar hedgehog)
Lineage: Eukaryota; Metazoa; Chordata; Mammalia; Afrosoricida; Tenrecidae
Product: very-long-chain 3-oxoacyl-CoA reductase-like
Exons: 12
Coding region: 1-906 (301 amino acids)
Cellular component (GO): endoplasmic reticulum
Molecular function (GO): oxidoreductase activity
Source: RefSeq, a predicted model, not a curated record
AUGUGGGACCCACUCCGUGCACUGGGCGCUCUCACCGCUGCAUGGCUUCUGCUGAGGGUGGCAUGGGGAGUGGGCCGCUUGGUCUAUGUCUACCUACUGCCCUGGGCUUGUCGGGGUGACUCUUGGAUCCGGGCACAGGGAGCCUGGGCAGUGGUGACAGGAGCCACAGGUGGUAUAGGCCGGGCCUACGCACACCAGAGAAGCAGAAGAGGUCUGAACAUUGUCCUCAUCAGUCGAGACAUGAACAAAUUGGAAAAGGAGGCAAAGGAGAUUGAGCGGCUUCAUGGUACGGACACACGUGUCAUCCAGGCUGACUUCACUGGGGGCUUGGAGAUCUACGGGGCCAUUGAGGAAGGGCUGAAGGGCCUGGACAUUGGAGUACUGGUGAACAACGUGGGUAUGAGUUACUCUUCGCACUUCAGGAAACUGCUGGACUGUGAGAACCCAGCCCAGAGGCUCUCGGAUAUUGUGAACUGCAACGUGAUGUCCGUGGUCCAGAUGACCAGAAUCGUGCUGCCCCAGAUGGUCUCCAGGCACAGGGGGAUCACCGUCAAUGUCUCUUCUAUGACCGAAAACCACCCCUGGCCAUUCUUUGCCACCUACUCAGCCACAAAGGCCUUUGUGCAAAGAUUCUCCGCUGCAGUAGGCGCUGAGUAUCUCUCUGAAGGUGUCACCGUGCAGACCGUGAGCCCAGGUGUGGUCUCCACAAACGUGAGUAAGCACCCCAAAACCGGAUUAGUGGUGAAAGAUCCCCAAGACUGGACUGAGCAGGCGGUGCACACCCUUGGCCUCUCCUCGCACGCCUCCGGGUGCCUCAGCCACGAGGUGCAGCACUCGCUGGGCAUCAGAACUGUUGAAACUGCUGACAUCUUCCAAGGAAAAAGCCUAGGACAGGAGGUGACGUAG